Molecule: messenger RNA, 3653 nt
Organism: Oncorhynchus tshawytscha (Chinook salmon)
Lineage: Eukaryota; Metazoa; Chordata; Actinopteri; Salmoniformes; Salmonidae
Product: mesoderm induction early response protein 3
Exons: 13
Coding region: 327-1901 (524 amino acids)
Biological process (GO): negative regulation of transcription by RNA polymerase II
Cellular component (GO): nucleoplasm
Molecular function (GO): histone deacetylase binding; transcription corepressor activity
Source: RefSeq, a predicted model, not a curated record
UAAAUCGAUGUUUUUUUACAUUUUUGUCGUUAACUUUCUUUUUGAAUGUUAUCGAUUUCAUAGAUUAAUGUUUUUUUGUUCUAUAUGUGUGGUUUUGUGUAAUGAUUGCCGCAAUUGCCUCUAAAAUAUGUUUAAAUGUAUAUACCGAUCUUUCACGACAAGGCCUGUGCGCGUUCUCAGCUGCUUUGCUAACAUCGACUGGGUAGAUUGAGACGCCAAUUUGGUGGAGGAAGAAAAUAAGACAUUAUUUGCAAGCUUCCUUCGGGAGUUCGAGCCCAGUUGGCUCUUUAUCGUCUGAAGAUCAUGACUUCGAUCCGACAGCAGAGAUGCUAGUCCACGAAUAUGACGACGAGAGGACUUUGGAGGAGGAAGAGUCAUUGGAGGGCGAGAGAAACUUUAACUCAGAGAUAGCCGAUCUGGAGAAGGAGGGGAACAUGCCGUUGGAGGAACUGCUGGCCAUCUACCGCUAUGAGGCGUCUGUCAGUACGGCUGCAGGCUCCAGCAUGGACAGCUUUUCUGGGGAGCUGACGGAUGAGCUGCCAGAUAUGACUUUGGACAAGGAGGAGAUAGCUAAAGACCUGCUAUCAGGGGACUAUGAGGAGGAGACCCAGUCAUCCGCUGAUGACCUCACCCCUUCAGUCACCUCCCAUGAGGCCACCGACUUCUUCCCCAGAACACUCAGAUCUAAUACUAUCUACGACGGUGAUAAGGAGUCCGAGUGUGAGGAGGAUGGCCCAAGCCUAGAGGACUCCAGAAAGGAAAUAAUGGUGGGGUCGCAGCACCAAGCAGAGGUCCCCACCCACCUCUGUCACUAUGGCGACGAUAAGGUUUACGAAGAUGAUGACCAGUUGCUAUGGAGCCCGGACGUGUUGUCAGAAAGCAAGGUCAGGGACUUCCUGUGUGAGGCGUCGUCACGGGCGACCGAUGAGAGGACAGGAAGUGACAUGGCAGGGGCUCAUGUGAGCGACAAUGAGCAGGCUCUGUAUGAGCUUGUGAAAUGUAAUUACAAUACCCCUGAAGCACUGGAGAGGUAUUGCAGUAACGUGAACUCAUCACAGGAGGAAUCCCCACCGUGGUCUGAAGAUGAAUGCAGAAACUUUGAACAUGCACUACAGCUAUACGAUAAGAACUUUCACCUCAUACAGAAGCACAAGGUUAAGACACGGACGGUAGCUGAAUGUGUGGCCUUUUACUACAUGUGGAAGAAGUCGGAGCGCUUUGAUUUCUUUGUCCAGCAGAAUCGCUUUGGCAAGAAGAAGUAUAGCAGCUAUCCUGGUGUAACGGACCUGAUGGACCGGCUGGUGGACGAGGCAGAGGGCCUGGCAGUAGACAGCUCCUCCUCUGUGUGCUCAGGUGGAGGAGGAGGGGUGAGGAUGGAGCCCACCACAGAGCAGCAGCUCAGCCUGCUCAACUCCAUCACUGCCAGCGACCUCACAGCCCUGAGUAACAGCGUGGCCACAGUGUGCAGCCCAGCGGAGGUGAGCUGCCUGGACUCAUACGGUUUCCCCCCUCUGGAGAGCCUCCACCGGGGGUCCCUGGCACAGGAAGAGCCCCUGGGCUUCCCCUCCAACGGAGGAGAUCCCGACUGUCUCAACAUGCUGGACGCUGGCUUCUACCACUCAGACCUGGGCCAGCGGGGAGGGGUGUACGGGGGCAAGGACUGCGAGCGGCCUUCUAAGAGGCUCAAGUUGGCGCUGCCCGACUCUUUCAUCAACGAUGUUUCUGUGGGUAACCUCGGAGUGGAUUUUGAGGGGCGGCGGAACACGGCACACCACCGCAUCACCGGCGCCAAGAUGGCGGUGUCCGUCACGGACUUUGGGGGCUUGGCGGGCAGUGGGGAGCCCAAUGGGUUUAUGGGAGCACAUGCACGACGUCACAGCACAGCGCUCCAGUCAGAGUGACCACCCCCGCCCCCAGAAUCCCUCCUUUAAAUCCACCAUCCCAUGUGUACAUAAGACUCACUCACUGGAGAUUUUUGUUUAAUAAUUAUAUAUACACAUCUAUUUCGUUUUUGAUUUUAUUUGUGAAAUAUGACAUCAGUGAUGUCUUUAUCGUAUAGAACAAAAAAUCUUGAUUUCUCAAGAGUUUAUAUAGCCAUUUAUUUUCCGCGGCCCUGAGAUGUCAGUGUCCAUGUAGUGUGGGGCCCAGCCCAGCCUGUCCUGGAGGCUGCGGAUAGACAGUUGUGUUUUGUUCCUCAUCCCUCACACCCACAUCUACAGACGACUUCUUCAAAGCUACGUAAUCCUGCCACUCAUAUACAGUUGCCAAACCAGCUUUGUUCUGGUUUACUAAGUUUGUUUAUUAUUAAAGUGGUAUUUUUGAUUAACAAUCAGUGUUUACAGGUACUUGCAGAAACCAAGCUUGGUCAAAUGUGUUUUGUCCGAGAGGAGCCUGGGUUUUGUACUUAAUGCAACAACACUCGUUGGUGUUGAGGCCGUGUAGAUUUUAACUAGGAGCAUAUCAGUUGCUAGGAUGUUUUUCUCUCCCUCUCGCCUUUGUUUUUGUUCCUGUGGAAGUUUCUUUUGUACUCGGCUUGCUUUUUUCAGACUUUUAACAGUCUGAAGUGGCCAAACCAGAGGAGUAUGUUCUAGAAUUUUAACAAAAUAUUAUAUGAUGAUUUUCCUCGGUGUUCAGCUGUGACAGAGCUUGCCAAAACAUUUUAAACCUUUUUUAAAUCUGACAAUUUUAUUAGCGGAGUCAAGUGAUCAAUGUAAAGACUAAAAGGCUGGGUCUGACACCCAACUAAUCUGGGCAGUUUUAUCUGUCCAUCAUAUUAUCUGAAACAUGCCCUUAUAAAUCUGUCUCUUAUUGCCCCAGAAAUUAGCCAAUAUCAUGACAAUAUUUUACAUUAUGACAGAACAGUUUUUGUAUUGGCAUUAUAGCGUUGCACUGAGAUGUCAUGUGUUCAGCUCCAGUAAUGUAUAUAGUUUCUGCCCUAUACUCUUAGCACAACAUGUAUUUCUUCAUAAAUCUAAUUGGCCCCAGUUGAGUGCUAAUUGUGCUGUUUGCAUGUUCAUCAUAGAGCUUGAUCAAUCUGCAAAAGUUAGGGUUUAUUUUUUUCCCUCUACUGUAUUGUUCAUUAUUGAAACUACUUAAGGCCUGCAUAAGCUUGUUAGCAGUAUUAUUUCUUUAUUUAAAGCCACUUUUUUUCCUUUUCUGCAACUUCCACUCUACUGACUGGAGGAUGCCUUGUAUUAACCAGUCCAUAAUUUAAUGUCCAGUUGCAGUCUAACAGAGAUUCAACUUCUAUUUCUCUAGACUGAACUAAUUGUGAAUUGUUGAGUGUUGGGGGGGGGGGUCAUUGUCUUUUUAAUGUAUGCAGUAGUGAUUGCUUAAUUUACCUAUGCAUUGUGAGUUUGAUAAUUAGUUGGUUUCAGGGGUGUAUAUAUACUGAACAAAAAUAUAAACGCAACAAUUUUAACGAUUUUACAGUUUACAGAAGGAAAUCAGUCAAUUGAAAUAAAUGAAUUAGGCCCUAAUCUAUUUAUUUCACAUGACUGGGCAAGGGCUCACCCACUGGGUGCCAGGCCAAUCAGAAUGAGUUUUUCCUCACAAAAGGUCUUCAUUACAGACAGAAAUACUCCCCCCAGACUAUCCCACAGGUCUGCGGUUGUGAGGCCGGUUGGACGUACUGCCAAAUACUCUAAAACGAC